CUGUUCUCCCUCCAGCGACCACGGCAGGAGACUCCACUCCACCACUCCACUACCGCACUUCAUACUCCACCUACUACUACAUCGCAACACCAGCCGUGACUGCCGCUGGUGGCGCUGACGUGUGAACAAGGUGUGAUCUGCCGGCGGGGUGAAGCAGCGUGGUGUUGUUAAGUACCGGCCAGUCCUUCCCACCCACGUGUACCCUGGAGAGGCUACAGAAGCGACACGCCGCUGGCAACGCGAGGACAGCGCCGCACGAAGUAGUGGAGGCUGGCGUGCCCAAAGGUGGACCUUACUACAGUCACUCCUCCGUUACCUUUCUCUUCAGUAGGGACUUCGGAUAAGCAGACACUAAGAUGUCACCAGUACGCGUCACGGACAUGCGCUGGAGUUGGGUCAGGAAGAACCUGCUCCUCCUCCUUACCUUCUCAGGGGUGCUCUUCGGCGUUGCCCUUGGCCUCGCCCUGCGCGCGGUGGGCCCAGACUCCACUACCAUUCUCCUCAUCUCGUAUCCUGGUGAGCUGUUUAUCAGGAUGCUCAAGCUUAUGAUCCUGCCGCUCAUCAUCGCUUCUCUCAUAUCAGGGUCAGCUAGUCUGAAUGCCAAGAUUAAUGGGUACAUCGUGGUGCGCACCAUCCUCUACUUCAUGGCCACGUCACUACUCAACGCUCUGAUUGGUGUCCUGCUCGUUGUCGCUAUUCAUCCCGGCUCACCUCUCGCCAGGCAGGCACUGACCGAGAGUUUGUCAUCCUCGUCUAACACAACAUCCAACGUCAACAUUCUGGACGGCUUCCUGGAUCUGGGCAGGAACAUCUUUCCUGAGAACAUUUUCCGUGCCUCCUUCCAGCAAGUGCACACAGUAUAUGAAGAGCAGCUGGUGACCCAACACAAUAACAUCACAGGUGUGGACGCCAAGAUCACUGAGAUGGUCCGAUCGGUGAAGUACCGCGCUGGCACCAACACCCUGGGCAUCAUUGUGUUCUGCCUUGUGUUUGGCACUCUCCUUGGCUCCUUGGGAAAGAAGGGUGCCGUUGUCGUGGAUUUCUUCUCCGUCAUCGACACGGUUAUCCUAAAAAUUGUCACCGGCGUUAUGUGGCUGUCACCUUUGGGCGUGGCCAGUGUCAUCAUGAGCAAGAUCCUGAGCGUGGAGAACCUGGGCACUGUGAUGAGCAACCUUGGCCUGUUUAUAGUGACAGUCGUGGUUGGAGUCUUCAUUUAUCAAUGGAUCAUUCAGAACCUUCUCUACUUCAUUUUCACACGCAAGAACCCCCUUCAGUUCUAUUUUCAUCUGCUGGAGCCCUGGGUGACUUCCUUCGCCACUGCUUCCACGGCGGCCACGCUGCCUAUCACCUUCCGCUGCAUGAACGACAAGUGCGGCGUGGACCCACGCAUCUCCCGCUUCGUUCUGCCCAUCGGUGCCACGGUCAACAUGGACGGCACGGCGCUCUUCGUUUCAGUGGGCACCAUCUUUAUUGCCCAGAUGAACGAGCUGCCACUUGGCAUCGGGGAGUACGCCACCAUCAUAGUGACCGCCACCGCCGCUAGCGUGGCCAGCGCCAGCGUGCCAAGCGCUGCCCUCGUGCUCAUCCUGAUUGUCCUCACCUCAGUCAACCUUCCCGCCGAGGACGUUUCCUUGCUCUUCGCUAUCGACUGGCUGGUGGACCGGUUCCGUACUACCAACAACAUGCUCGGUGACUGCUACACGGCUGCCAUCGUGGAGCACUGGAGUCAAAACGAGCUGAAGUCCAUGGAUGCUGAGGCCAGUGCUGAGGCUCAUUAUGCUGACGUGGAGAAGGCUGCUGACUUGGCCCCUCUGGUAACUGGCCAGCAUGACGUGGAUCCUGAAGCCCUGGUGCAUGACCCGCCGGUUUUGCUUCUCAAGGGCGGGGACACCUCCCUGAACAACACCAAGGCAGGAGGGGGCGAGGAGGUCCUUCACGUGGAGGUGGAAUCCCCCCCGAAGGAGGCCAGCACCACCACCAAAAUCUAAAGAGUGCCAUGUACAAACCAGGUGCCAGGCACUGAGCUGAUGUACCUGGCAGGGGAGACACAGACAUACAUGUAGUAGAAUACAAGAAGGGAUGGAUUGAUGGGCUGAUGAUUGAUGCCUACUCUGUGUGAAGCUUUCUUUGAUAAACUGAUGUAAUGUGAUUGGCUAGUGACAGUCAUUUAGCCCAUAGAUGGGUCAGUAGAAAGAGAGAGAGAGAGAGAGAGAGAGAGAGAGAGAGAGAGAGAGAGAGAGAGAGAGAAAGAGAGAGAGAGAGAGAUGCAUCUGUCCUCUCCUAUGUCAGGGAGUCUCAUAACCUUAAUAGCUGCCAAGUGUUUUGUGUUGUAUUCCAUAACCACAGUGACUAGGAACCACUUUUAGUACAUCCAUACAUCCAUACAUACACUUGUUGGUCAAGUAGGGAGGUGCUCCUCAUACUAGAGUGAAAGCAUUAUAGUAUUAUUAACUGUGAAUAGCGACCACAAUCAGUGUUUACUUACCUCCAGCAGACACAGGCCAUGCUGUGUCUGCUGCAGUGUGUUGUGUUCUCUCAGCCUCACUACUACAGCAUUGAUGUGUUAGACAGUCAGCAUGCAGUAAACCCUCCAUAUAACUAUUUCUUGGCAAGCCUAGUCAGCUUGCUCUAUCUGAAAUUUCACUUAAUCCAAUGCUCAUUACACUGAUAUCUCCAAGCAAACUCUGGUUACUAUAUAGAAAAUUAAAGUCACUCAUAUCUUUACCAACCCUCCAAUGUAUUCAAAGUUUGCUUCAUGUAGUUAAGCUUUUAAGAGGCUCUGAAGGCUAAUUCCUGUUUUCUAUUGUGAUUAGGCAUGUUUACCUUGUUCCUGAUGUCCAGCAUUGCUAUAUGAUAGGUUUACUGCACAAUAUUUGAGGCCAGAGAGAACACAUGCAAAUGACAUCAGGUGCUAAUAAUAACUGAAGACUUGCAGUGGAAGCUGAGAAGGAACAAGUGCAGUAUUUGGGUGCAUAUCUUCAAACUGUGGUGUUGUGACUCUCUCAACCUUAGGUGUUGAUGCUCUGGUGUUGCUGUGUUGCUGACCAUGGGCUGGGUGAGAAAUGUCCUCCUUGUUACAAUACUAGUACCCUGCACUAAACAAAUUCUAAGUACUGACAGAUUGCCUCACAAAAAAAAAAAAAAAACUUGUGUCUCUUUCUUACUAUGGGUCAGUUCACAUUUAUCACUCAUGCCUAAUUAAGCCAGCAGUCAUGCCCCUCAGUGAGUAGCACACAUUCAGCCACACUGUCCUGCCACCUAUAGCCUACACCUACACUUGGCCACACCUGUCAAUGCAAAAUAAUACACUUGGCCACCAACACACACACAUGCACACACACACACACACACACACACACACACACACACACACACACACACACACACACACACACACACACACACACUCUCCUCUCCUCGUCCUGCCUGGAGUCUGACUCACUGAGGUCAGGACAUGGCAUUUAUGAUUCGAAACCCAUAUUGGGUGAAAAAUUCCUCCUCUUUGGUUGUCUCCUGUUAAUAGUUCUAAAUGAAGCAAAACACUGUGCUGUAUUGACUCUUCUAGAAUAAUUCAGGUCUUGUUAAGUUAGCACAAAAUGGAUUGUUUUCCUGUAGUAUUACAUUGGUGGUGUAACAGCCUGGUGUCUGCGUGCACUGUCCCGCUGCCUGGCUGGCCACACUCAUACAUCUCACACAUGCCAAGUGAGAUGACAUCAUGACAGGCAGGCUCCAGCCCCUCACUGGUGAGAAGGUGCAAGAAUCAAACACUUCUCCAAGUGUUCAAUAGUCCCAGAGUUCCUGAGCAUUGCAUCUCCUCUCAGUAUUCCCACACUAAUGUUUUGUUAUUGUCAGAUCUUCCUUCUCUCCAUCGUGUGCUGUUUUACUCAUUAAAUUCAGGGUUGUUUUGUACAGCGGUUGGUCGUCACAUCCUUCUGGCGUCAUGCGCACCAAGGAAGGUCUUCCAUUGUUGAAAAUACCUUGUGAACUCCUCGUUGCAAAGAGAAAAGUAUUACCUCGUGCCACACAUCAUGUAUUAUACAGCCUGUUCUGUUUGUCAAGUCUCACUUUCAGUAUUCCAUUGGACCACAGUCCCAUGUCUCUGUUGGGCAGGCACACUAGCACCCACCCUGCAGUGCUGCCCUCACUCUCUCUUCAGGAAUGUGAGAGUAAUGUGGGAUAGAUAAACUGGCACCCACUCUGCAUCCUUCACCCUUCCCACAUAACCUCCAGUACCAGCUCUCAGCAGCAACAAGUCUAACAGGGAGCCAGAGAGGACAACAGCUGCACACCCACUAGUCACCAGGCACUGGAGACAGUGGCAAAGCAAAAAGAAACUUUGUGAUAUAUGAGAGAAAUUUAGAUAUUAACAAAUAUAAGACACAAAACAGUACCAAUAUGGCCAUAUCACCUUCCUGGCUCUUGUUGCAUCUGCUGGACUGCCACAACUGGAUAAUGCUUCACACUACAGCACUUGAUUGAUUAAGAACAGAGCAAGCAGUGGACCACCUUCAUAAAUGCUUCUUGGUCUCGUCUCGACUCUCUUCAACAGGCUGCAGUGGAAGUUAUUGGGGUUUUCAAAAGUAUUCAUAUAAUUCUAGUAUUAGUUCAACAAAGAUUCUAUACCAUUAGUAGGAAAACACCCAUGGGGGAUCUUACUAUCAUCCUGUGGUCUUUGAAAACUGUCUUGAUGAGGGAAGAAAGCAUUUUCAGAACAUGGCCCAACAGUUGAUGCACCAACAUACACUCAAACAUACACACAGCCCAUACAGCUGAGUCUAUGGAAACCAGUACCCAAUACAGACAUUCUUAGUAUGUUUUUCACACAUCAAACAACACUUAGAAAUUUGACUAUUAGCUAGUUCUGUGUACUAGUGACCAAUGUUAUGCAUACUAUCACUAUUAUGUUAGUACUGUGCGUUGUUAAGUGGCAGUGUGUGGUAGUGAAAAUGCAAAAUGUCUUUUAAUACAUUCAACAUCACCGCCAUCCCAUGAAUGUUGAGUGGCCAAAAAGUGCUUGUAUUUUUCACAAACCAGUGGACAGAACAAGCAUCACAGCACAAUCACUGUCCAGCCGGUGUGAUACCGGCAUGUACAAGUUACUCAGAUUAUCACAUGAAAAGUACCUGCCUGUGUUAUCAAAUGAAUCCCAUCAUCCAAGAACACCACUUUGUUUUAGUCAUGCAUGCUGCUCUUCAUUAGGUAUUCACCAUACUGUUAUUCUGCUGGCCAAAAACACCCAGUAACAGUACUACAGGAACACACUCAAGUCAGCAGUCAGCAGAAGCAUCAUCAUUAACAUUAGCUGUGUGAUGGAAAAAACACCAUAGUUAUGUCCUUGCAUCAUUCCUGAGAGCACACCCAUCACUCCUUCACCCCUCAGAGCUUAAGGCAAAGGCCACGUUUUGUUACUGCUGCUGACUGUACACUGAUGCUUCCCCUCACUGGCACCAAAGGCUAGGUAGAGGAAGGAAGGACAUCAGUGCCAGUGUGUACUGUCAGUGCCAUCCUGGGAGGCUCUAGAAGAUCUGAUGUUGCAUUUGGGUAUUGCUGUGUGGUGUGCUGUGAUGUGGCGCCUCAACACACUCAAGUCACUUCUAAAGUGUGUGACAAACAUGCAAUAACUGCUCCUUGAGAUAAAGGCUGUAGGGAGGGAAAUGGCAUACUAAGGCUAUUUCUAUUAUACAACAAAAUAUUCCAUACUUUUUUUGCAUUUAUAUAGCUUGGCAGUACAAGAUAACAAUACAAUAAUGGCAGAUUAUCAGCUAAGAAAAUACAUAAAUCAAGUUUC
Messenger RNA from Portunus trituberculatus (swimming crab), 5788 nucleotides. Its product is annotated as excitatory amino acid transporter-like. Gene Ontology annotation, molecular function: glutamate:sodium symporter activity; L-glutamate transmembrane transporter activity; neutral L-amino acid transmembrane transporter activity. Gene Ontology annotation, biological process: L-glutamate transmembrane transport. Lineage: Eukaryota; Metazoa; Arthropoda; Malacostraca; Decapoda; Portunidae. Bases 357 to 1988 code for a protein of 543 amino acids. The transcript is spliced from 12 exons. The record is from RefSeq and is a predicted model, not a curated record. Gene Ontology annotation, cellular component: plasma membrane.